AUGGAUAGGAUCAACAAGGUAGUGCCGAUUUGGAGGAGGGUAUGGUACAGCUGGAAAAGUCUUGAAAGUGUUCCUUUCAGAAAACAGUUCUUCGCCGGCUAUGAUUUGAAAGGGAAUACCUACUGGGAGUUCUAUCCCAGAGGUAAGGGGCCCGAGAAGCCUCGCAGAAUAUGGCACCCUUACAAGUCCGAAGAAUUCGUAUUUGACUACUUUGAUAAGCUACCUAUACAGUGGCUUCAAUGGUUGAGAUACUCAAGAUAUAAAGCACCUACAGUACAGGAAUUGGUGGAUGAUGAAAGGAGACUCGAAAAGUUGCAGAAAGUCGUCAAACUCAAGGGUGAACAGAUGGAGUAUAAAAAGAACUUGAGUGACAAUAAAAUGGUUGAAAACAUGUACAAAGAGAUUCAAAAAAUGGAGGGUGAAAAAGCUACUCGGAAGCAAAAGGAACACGAGAAGACCAGCUCGGCUUAA
This is a messenger RNA of Brettanomyces nanus, 471 nucleotides long. RefSeq lists its product as uncharacterized. Gene Ontology annotation, biological process: mitochondrial respiratory chain complex I assembly. Gene Ontology annotation, cellular component: membrane. The record is from RefSeq and is a predicted model, not a curated record. The transcript has a single exon. NCBI's taxonomy places the organism in Eukaryota, Fungi, Ascomycota, Pichiomycetes, Pichiales, Pichiaceae. The coding region runs from base 1 to 471 and encodes 156 amino acids.